Molecule: messenger RNA, 3042 nt
Organism: Nycticebus coucang (slow loris)
Lineage: Eukaryota; Metazoa; Chordata; Mammalia; Primates; Lorisidae
Gene: SLAIN1
Product: SLAIN motif family member 1
Exons: 8
Coding region: 132-2030 (632 amino acids)
Biological process (GO): positive regulation of microtubule polymerization; microtubule nucleation; cytoplasmic microtubule organization
Cellular component (GO): microtubule plus-end
Source: RefSeq, a predicted model, not a curated record
CGAGGGCCCGGUGCUGAUGCGAGCAGCCGGCUCGGCCUCAGCCCCAGCGUGGUCGGCCUCAGGCCGGGGCGGCAGUGAAGCUGCGUAGCCUCCCGGUGAUCGGAGGAGCCGGUGCUCCCUCGGGGCCCACGAUGAUGGCGGAGCAGGUGAAGUGCGCCUCGGCUGGGGGCAGCUCCGGAGCAGGCUCCGGGCCGGUGGUGAACGCGGAGCUGGAGGUGAAGAAGCUGCAGGAGCUGGUGCGCAAGCUGGAGAAGCAGAACGAGCAGCUGCGGAGCCGAGCGGCCAGCGCGGCCGCCGCCCCGCACCUGCUGCUGCUGCCUCCGCCGCCGCCUGCCGCGCCGCCCCCUGCCGGGGCCUGCAGCCCGCUGGGUCCCCGGAGCCCCCCGGCCGCCGCCACCUCCGGGGGCCUGGGGCUCGGGCUGACGCUGGGUUCCGGGGGAGCGGGCGGUAGCGGCGGCGGCCCCAGCCCUGCGUUCCCGGGCACCUUCUGCCUGCCCAGCCCCGCGCCCUCCCUGCUCUGCAGCCUGGCGCAGCCCCCCGAGGCGCCCUUCGUCUACUUCAAGCCGGCCGCGGGAUUCUUCGGCGCGGGCGGCGGGCCAGAGCCGGGGGGCGCGGGGACGCCGCCCGGGGGAGCCGCCGCGCCGCCCGCGCCGCCCCCCACGCUGCUGGACGAGGUGGAGCCGCUGGACCUGGAGAGCUUGGCCGCCUGGCGGGACGAGGACGACUACACCUGGUUGUACAUUGGCUCUUCAAAGACGUUCAGCUCAUCAGAGAAGUCCCUGACUCCUUUGCAGUGGUGUAGACACAUCCUAGAUAACCCAACUCCUGAGAUGGAAGCCGCCAGACGUUCCCUGUGCUUCAGACUGGAGCAAGCGAGCCGAUGGCGGAGUCUCUUCUCUUCAACUGCCUCACUGGCUUUUCCUUAUAGUCCUGUUGCAAGACUCAGCCCUUAUAGCAAUGGCAUUAAUACCCCCAGCUUCUCUAAAACCUCAAAUAAAGCAAUACUAACACCUGAAAAAACAGGUUACACUUCCAGGGGCUCCCCUCUCAGUCCCCAGUCAUCUAUUGACAGUGAGCUGAGUACUUCAGAAUUGGAAGAUGAUUCUAUCUCCAUGGGAUACAAGCUGCAGGACCUCACUGACGUUCAGAUCAUGGCUCGUCUGCAAGAAGAAAGUCUCAGGCAAGAUUACGCUUCUACUUCUGCGUCUGUGUCAAGACACAGUUCUAGCGUGUCCUUGAGUUCUGGGAAAAAAGGGACAUGUAGUGAUCAAGAAUAUGACCGAUACAGUUUGGAGGAUGAGGAAGAAUUCGAUCAUUUGCCACCACCUCAGCCCCGCCUUCCAAGAUGUUCACCUUUCCAAAGAGGAAUUCCCCACUCACAGACUUUCUCCAGCAUUCGGGAGUGCAGGAGGAGCCCCAGUUCCCAGUAUUUUCCUUCAAAUAAUUACCAGCAGCAACAGUAUUAUUCGCCUCAAGCCCAAACUCCAGAUCAGCAACCAAAUAGGACUAGCGGAGAUAAGCUCCGAAGAAGUAUGCCUAAUCUCGCCCGGAUGCCAAGUACAACCACCAUUAGUAGCAACAUUAGUUCUCCAGUCACCGUGCGAAAUAGUCAGAGUUUCGACUCAAGCUUGCAUGGAGCUGGAAAUGGAAUUUCAAGAAUACAAUCUUGUAUUCCGUCACCAGGACAGCUGCAGCACAGAGUCCACAGCGUGGGACAUUUCCCAGUGUCUGUCCGACAGCCUCUGAAAGCCACAGCCUACGUGAGUCCAACCGUUCAAGGCAGCAGUAAUUUGCCUUUAUCCAAUGGCUUACAGUUGCAUUCCAGCACAGGAAUCCCUACACCAAACAAAGCUGCGGCUUCCGGGAUAAUGGGUCGCAGCGCGCUUCCAAGACCUUCACUGGCAAUAAACGGGAGUAACCUGCCUCGAAGCAAAAUUGCACAACCAGUUAGAAGUUUUCUCCAGCCUCCAAAGCCUCUGUCUUCACUCAGCACUCUGAGGGAUGGAAAUUGGAGAGAUGGUUGCUACUGAUGCAGUUUUAUUUACCCUGAAGAAUGGGAAAGAAGUGAAAAUGAGGGUUGUGUUACCCAGCUGGCUGGGUAACAGUGGAUGUUGGGAUAUUCUUUCCCUUUUGCAUUUUAAUAUAUUUACUGCAUUGUUUUUCAAUGGACCAGUCACCAGAGACUAAUAAUUGCACUUAAAUAUUUGCCUGAGAUACUGCAACAUUCUCAAAUCCAUGGUUGCAGUAUUGUGACACUUAGAUCUAGGACGUUUUUGUAGAACUGCUCUGUACCUGAAUACUUUUUGAGAGAAUUGAGAUGUAUCAAUAAUGCUUUGCCAUAUGAGUUUUUUUUAAAGUAACUUGUUCAAUUUACUUACGUGUUCUAAACAUCUUUCCAUUAUCUGUUGUGUAUUUUAAUACAUGCAUAUUUACAACUAGGUUCUAUAAUGUAUGCUUUGAAAUUUACUUUUUUAUAGUUUACAGGAAUUUUAUUUUUUGUGCCUAUUUCUUUUUACACCUAUGUGAACCACUAUGGAACAACUUAAAUUUUGUGCCAUAAAAAUAUUUUUGUGGUAAGGUACUAUUUUUUUAGCUCUAGGGAUAUAUCAGCAAAAAAAUUCAUCAUACAAUUUGAAAGACAUAACUUUGUGUUGAAUGAGCACAACAUAAUCUGAAGCAUUGGGAGGAGACAGCCAGACAGCAGAGUUAAACGGUCUUGUCUUUUUCGUUGUUAAUUUAUUGUCACACAUGGGUUUCAUAUUUAUAAUGGCAUCCCCAGCUCAUUGCACUUAAUACCUGCAAUGUUUGCUACUGUACCACAAUUAAAUUUUCAAUACUUUACUACAAAGGAUGAAAAUGUAAUGUUUUAUUAACAAUGCUUCUGGAAAUGAAUGCAUUUUAAAGCAAAUAAAUCUUUUUGAUAGACCUUUUACAAAACCCAUUUGCACUAAUGAAUGCUUUCUUAUGGCCUAUGACUUAAUAUUUGUUACUGUGUACACUGCUGUUUUGGAAUGUUCAGAAAUAAAGACUCUAUUUCAGCAA